CCCACACUUCUUUCCCCAAUCUCAUGCCCACUGUUCCCCCCACAGAAAAGGUUGUCCCCACGACCCUCUCAGACCAUCUACAAGCAUGUGGAAGGCACCCAGCAGGGGUGCCCUGAGGAGGAAGAGGAAGACCCUGAGGAGGUGGCUGAGCCACCAGCCCACUUCUGUCCCAUGGAGCUGAGGGGCUCUGAGCCCCUGGGCUCUCAAGCAGGGCUGCAAAACCUUGGACUCUGGGCAGCAGCAGGACGAAGGACCGCUCCCUACCUGGUCCUGACAGCCCUGCUGAUCUUCACUGGGGCCUUCCUUCUGGGCUACGUGGCCUUCCGAGGGUCCUGCCAGGCAUGCGGGAAUGACGUGUUGGUUGUCAGUGAGGAUGUGAACUAUGAGCUGAGCCCGGACUCCCACCAAGGCACAUUGUACUGGAGCGACCUCCAGGCCCUAUUCCUACGGCACCUGGGGGAGGGGAGCCUGGAGAACACCAUCAGGCAAAUCAGCCUUCGGGAAAGGGUUGCCGGCUCAUCUGGGAUGGCCGCCCUUGCUCAGGACAUCCGCGCUGCCUUCUCGCUCCAGAAGCUGGACCACGUGUGGACAGACACGCACUACGUGGGGCUGCAGUUCCCUGACCCGGCUCACCCCAACACCCUGCACUGGGUGGAUGAAGCCGGGAGGCCCGGGGAGCAGCUGCCGCUGGAGGACCCGGACGUCUACUGUCCCUACAGCGCCACCGGCAACGCCACGGGAAAGCUGGUGUACGCCCACUAUGGGCGGCCGGAGGACCUGCAGCACCUGCGGACCAGGGGUGUGGAGCUGGCUGGGCGCCUCCUGCUGGUGCGCUUGGGGAUGAUCAGCUUUGCUCAGAAGGUGGCCAGUGCCCAGGACUUUGGGGCAGGAGGAGUACUCAUAUAUCCCGACCCAGCCGACUUCCCCCAGGACCCACACAAGCCAGGCCUGUCCAGCAACCGAGCUGUGUAUGGACAUGUGCACCUGGGCACUGGGGACCCCUACACGCCUGGCUUCCCUUCCUUCAAUCAAACCCAGUUCCCUCCAGUCCAGUCCUCAGGCCUUCCAAGCAUCCCAGCCCAGCCCAUCAGUGCGGACAUUGCCUCCCUCCUGCUGAGGAAGCUUGAAGGUCCUGUGGCCCCACAGGAAUGGCAGGGGUGGCUCCCAGACUCCUUUUAUCGCCUGGGCCCUGGGCCAGGCCUGCACCUAGGGGUCAACAACCACAGGGCUUCCACCCCCAUCAGCAACAUCUUUGGCUGCAUCGAGGGCCGAUCAGAGCCAGAUCACUAUGUUGUCAUUGGGGCCCAAAGGGAUGCGUGGGGCCCUGGGGCAGCCAAGUCUGCUGUGGGGACUGCCAUACUGCUGGAGCUGGUGCGGACCUUUUCCUCCAUGGUGAGCAAUGGCUUCCAGCCUCGGAGAAGUCUUCUCUUCAUCAGCUGGGAUGGAGGUGACUUUGGGAGUGUGGGCUCCACCGAGUGGCUGGAGGGCUACCUCAGCCUGCUGCAUCUCAAAGCCGUAGUCUAUGUGAGCCUGGACAAUGCUGUGUUGGGGGAUGACAAGUUCCAUGCCAAGACCAGCCCCCUUCUGGUCAGCCUCAUUGAGAACAUCCUGAAGCAGGUGGACUCUCCUAACCAGAGUGGGCAGACCCUUUAUGAGCAGGUGGCGGUCAACAAUCACAACUGGGAUGCAGAGGUGAUCCAGCCACUGCCCAUGGAUAGCAGUGCCUAUUCCUUCACUGCCUUUGCGGGGGUUCCUGCCAUCGAAUUCUCCUUUGUGGAGGAUGGCCAGGUGUACCCGUUCCUGCACACGAAGGACGACACGUAUGAGAACCUGCACAGGGUGCUGCGGGGCCGUCUGCCAGCCGUGGCCCAGGCUGUGGCCCAGCUUGCAGGGCAGCUCCUCAUCCGGCUCAGCCAUGAUCACCUGCUGCCCCUCGACUUUGGACGCUACGGGGACGUCGUCCUCAGACACAUCGGCAACCUUAACGAGUUCUCUGGGGACCUCAAGGCCCGCGGGCUGACCCUCCAGUGGGUGUACUCCGCGCGAGGGGACUACAUCCGGGCGGCAGAGAAGCUGCGGAAGGAGAUCUACAGCUCGGAGGAGAGCGAUGAGAGGCUGACCCGCAUGUACAACGUGCGCAUUAUGCGGGUGGAGUUCUACUUCCUGUCCCAGUACGUGUCGCCGGCUGACUCCCCGUUCCGCCACAUAUUCCUGGGCCGUGGAGAUCACACACUGGGUGCCCUGCUUGACCACGUACGGCUGCUGCGCACCAGCAGUUCUGGGGCCCUGGGGGCUGCCUCUUCCGCGGUGGGGUCUGGCCUGGGCUUCCAGGAGAGCCGCUUUCGUCGCCAGCUGGCCUUGCUCACCUGGACGCUGCAGGGGGCUGCCAACGCACUCAGUGGGGACGUCUGGAACAUAGAUAACAACUUCUGA
Messenger RNA from Molossus molossus (Pallas's mastiff bat), 2433 nucleotides. It is a transcript of the gene TFR2, whose product is annotated as transferrin receptor 2. The transcript is spliced from 17 exons. The coding region runs from base 172 to 2433 and encodes 753 amino acids. The record is from RefSeq and is a predicted model, not a curated record. Gene Ontology annotation, molecular function: transferrin receptor activity. Gene Ontology annotation, biological process: transferrin transport; endocytic iron import into cell. Gene Ontology annotation, cellular component: external side of plasma membrane. NCBI's taxonomy places the organism in Eukaryota, Metazoa, Chordata, Mammalia, Chiroptera, Molossidae.